AUGUUUGAUACUGGCGACAUGUUGGCAAACUUCAACUCUGCGAACAUAAUACCGGCACCGCUACCCUCCAUGUUGUUUGGCGAUGCCUUCGAUACCAACGGAUGGCUCAACUACGGCGCCGAUCAAUCAUUUGCGCCCCUAUUUCUCCAGAACGACGCGUCGCUCGACGCCAUCAACGAACUCUGGUUCGACCACGCAGGCUUUAAAGCACCCCAACAACCCAUCGCCUCACAGCUUACACCAGUCUCUUCGAUGGUUGAUCAAUCAGCCGUGGCUGAGCUCUACAGCCGCAGCCACUCUCCCGCUAUUGAUAGGGAUGCAGUCGAGCCUAGGGAAUACGUUGCUGUCUCGAUUGAGUUAGACGCGCAGCUCAAUUUUCACAUAAAGGGAUAUUCGACACUUCUGGUCCCUACCAAACAGUUCAGGGAGGUGGUUUAUUGGCACUUGAUCUAUAAAGAAGAUGGAAGCCGUAUAUCCUAUCUCGAUGAUAACCUGAACCGGGACGCUCUUGCUAGGUCCCCAGAUUUGCAAGCUCACCGCCACGUUCUCGGAUGGUGUUCUGAGGCCAGAUUCUAUGCUGAGCUUCCCAAGCCCUCACCCGGAUGUGCUCUCGCUGGCACCAUGAUAACUUUAGGACGUAUGAUCACAGGAGGCCAUAGCUUCGAACUCGGUAUCAAGGACACACCAGUACAUGUCUCUCGCAAUGGCUAUAUCCCUCAACUCAAAUGGAUCUCGUCCAAAUUCUUUCUUCUCUGGGACGAGGGCGACAAACGCGGCUGGCUUACUAAUGGUACCAGCGCUUUGUUACAUAUUGUUAGAGCCUCCCUAGCGUAUGACAGCACUGAUAAAUUCCAAUCGGCAUUUGUCUUAAAGUCAGAAGACUUACAAGAGUCACCGAAGCCCUUAACUGCCGACUCUGCUAUCGACGUACUCAUCAAUCCCAAAAACUUGGGUCUCAAGCUCUACCCAGAAAAGGACGGCUUUAUUGUGUUAAAAGAUAGAAUCGAACAAUACUAUAACCUGCUUGAGAAGAUGCUCGAUCACCAGACAGAUAUUACAAGGCGACACACUGGGUGCCUAGAGAAAAGGCCUCGAAAGGAUCUGGAGGGUUGGGAUUUUGAAGACCUCAGCGCGAAUCGCGAUCCGUUACAUCCGCGCAUGGUCACUCUUGAGCCUGCUGGUAAGGGAUGGGUUGACUUCACGAGAGAUCUCCAGGCCGUAACCCUGGCAGGAAAUGGCUUUGGGGAACUUGUCCAACCAGCUGGACCAAUCCUUUGUGACUACUGGUCUCAACUACCGAGACACCGAUACCUGCUUGCAUGCUCUGUUUCGGACAUGGAGGAUGUCGUUCGAGACCACCGUAGUUCUGAAUCCGAUCAUGCUCGGCUCAGUGACAACCUUAUAUGGCACAAUGCGGUUGACAUCUCGGGGAAUUACCAAUGUGGCUGUGAUGUAGGACAUCAUGGAGAACCAGUCCAUGUGGCAUUCCCGUCUGCGCUAUCUCACAAGUUGUGUUGUAGCAGGAGCCCCAUCAAGCUUAGCGGUGCAGCCGUUUUUGGACAUAACCCAGGCUUCUCUUGGACGUGGGGCGAUACCGGUCCUCCUACGCAACAACCUUCCAGAGAAGAGAUUGCCAUGAAUUAUGUGUUAGACAAGGCAGAUAAGGAUAGUGGAGUUGGUGAAAGUUUGGGGGCAUCCUCAUCUGAGAGUCAUGCCUCGCUAAUACCAAGCUCGAUUAUAUCAUCGUCACUGAGGAAGUCAAAGACUGCACCGCCGAUCGUAGGAGAUACCUAUUCCCGGAACGGAUACACUGUUGGGAUCCUUUGCGCGUUGCCGAUAGAGCUGAAGGCAGUACGGGCUCUUUUUGACCAGAGACACCAGCAUCUCCCGAGAGUGAUCGGCGACAACAAUCAGUAUGCACUUGGGGAAAUGGCACAACACAUGGUAAUAGCAACAUCACUUCCGGCUGGAGAAUACGGAACAAACGCAGCCGCAUCAGCAGUGUCUGAUAUGAUGCGCAGCUUCACGUCUAUACAGUUCUGUCUACUUGUUGGCAUCGCCGGCGGUGCGCCCUCUGAGGAUAAUGAUAUCCGACUUGGCGACGUGGUAGUAAGCUUGCCUACGCAUACUUUCCCCGGCGUAAUUCAGUAUGAUCUCGGUAAGGAGAACGAGGGAUCUGAAUUCGAGGUGACAGGCGUAUUGCAACGUCCGCCUCGGAUCUUGGCCAAUGCUAUCAGCAAGCUCCGGUCAGAUUCAGACAUUGGAGUCGACGCACUGAGCCCACAUCUCACUAGGAUAGUUGACUCACUCCCAGCUUAUGGUAACCCAGGUCAAGAACUUGACAUUCUCUCCCUUGCCUCAUGUACUCGCAGAGCUUGCAAGCCUGAGUGUACUCACGUUGAGCAACGUCUCCCACGAUUGACGGCAGAGCCCAUGAUUCACUAUGGACUUGUAGCAUCAGGCAAUCGCGUGGUUAAAGACGCGACUUUGCGCGAUCGGCUGUCGCGCAAGUACGGGGUGCUCUGCUUCGAGAUGGAGGCUGCUGGGGUAAUGAACAGGGCAGAUUGCCUUGUGAUACGAGGAAUAUGCGACUACAGUGAUGCCCAAAAGAACAAGGUCUGGCAGAACUACGCUGCUGCUGCGGCCGCAGCAUACACCAAGCUUUUGCUUAGUGCGGUAACGGUCAACAAUGAGCGUGGCGGUGAUAAUGUGCGAACGGAUGGAGAGCCUGUGUUCAAGAGGAGGAGGAUCAAUACUGGCAACGGAGGGUGUGAAUAG
This is a messenger RNA of Fusarium subglutinans, 2778 nucleotides long. Its product is annotated as nucleoside phosphorylase. Gene Ontology annotation, biological process: nucleoside metabolic process. Bases 1 to 2778 code for a protein of 925 amino acids. NCBI's taxonomy places the organism in Eukaryota, Fungi, Ascomycota, Sordariomycetes, Hypocreales, Nectriaceae. The transcript has 2 exons. The record is from RefSeq and is a predicted model, not a curated record. Gene Ontology annotation, molecular function: catalytic activity.